AUGAAUAAUAAUAAUUGUUUGGAAGUUAAAGAAAUCAGAUAGAAAUGUAAAUCAUUUUUUGAAUCAUAUACUAAUCGUUUACCAAAAUAGAUUUAAAAAUAAAGAAAACCUUAAGAGUAUUAAUCACUCUGUUAAAAUGAAAUUAGAAAAUAUGAGAAGAUUUAUAUAAAACCAAAACGAUCUGUAUAAUAUAAUUCUAUUUAAACUGAAACAAAUUAGAAUGAUAAUUAUAUCAAUUACUAAAGAAGAUAAAGCACAGAACCAAAAACUGACUCUAAAAAAAGAAAUCAUAUUAUACAAACUGUAUUUUAAUUAGAAUUAAUUAGUUUUGAAGAAAAUAUUAAGUUAAAUGGACUUAUUAAAAUCAUGUAAUAUUGAUACUUUUAAUAAUUACAAAGUUAAUAUUGGAGAUAUUGAAAUUUAACAUCAAUAGAAUUUUGAAGAUCAUUAAUGUAAUUUUAUAAAUAAAGAAAAUAACUAGUAAAAUAAUGUAAGAUUACCUAUAUUAAAAAAAUGUUUAUUAUGUAAAAUAUCUUAUUUAUUUAUUAGAAUUUAAUAAAAUUGAAUUUAAAAUUAGUUAAUAUAAGUUAACUAAAUUUAAUGAUAGUUUUUAAACACCAUUCUUUGGAGCAAAAAAACAAAUUUCUUUAGAAAAGCGACCUUAUGAAUUUUAAGGAUUAGUUUAUAAGCGAAAGAAAUGA
This is a messenger RNA of Paramecium primaurelia, 701 nucleotides long. The record is from the annotation of a GenBank genome assembly. Lineage: Eukaryota; Ciliophora; Oligohymenophorea; Peniculida; Parameciidae.